GAGAAGCCCGUGUUUGGUUCUCAGAGAGAGUCCUUUGGGAAGAGUCACAAAGCGUUUUCCUCUGAGAGGGAGCGGAGUGGCGAGAGCUCGGGAGUCAUCCGCAGGAAGCAGCGCUGCUCUGGACACCGCAGACCUCAACACGUCCCGGACCGCUGGGCUGAGGGGAGCACAAGAGAGCGCAAAGAGCCAAAAGAGGAAGAAAGAAGUGUCAGAUAAUGAUGACAUCUGAUCCGGGUGCGAGUUGAUCUCUCUUUUCUGUCUGACAGCUUGAACUACGGAUCUCCAAAGCGCACCGGGAGUGACUUUUUAACACCUUUUCACACCAGGUCUGCCCGCGUCCUGCCAUCCUUCUGGCGAUUUUAAUCCGCCUGUGGACAUUUUGGAUUCUAAUGUUCCGAUAUGAUUUUCCUUCCGUUUUAGAGCACACUUUCUCACGAGGACUAGAAAUAAAGGAAUAAACAGUCUUGAUUUGAGGCGAAGCGCACGCGGCAGCCGCAGCACAGAGCGCACCCACGUUGCUCCUCUUGAGUCCGUGUGAAGGAUCUACAGGAGAACAAGUGCACAGCCAGCCGGGGAGAGACCGAGACACAGAAGGACAGGCACCGAGCUACGGAGGUUUGUUAAUGUUUGGGAUCCAGGAGAGCAUCCAGCGAAGCGGCAGCAGCCUGAAGGAGGAGCCGCUGGGAGGCAUGAACACUGUCCGGAGCUGGAUGCAGGGGGGCGGCGUGCUGGACGCCAACACGGCCGCCCAAAGUGGAGUGGGUCUGGCCCGGGCUCACUUUGAGAAGCAGCCGCCCUCCAACCUGCGGAAGUCCAACUUCUUCCACUUCGUCCUGGCUCUGUACGACCGGCAGGGUCAGCCGGUGGAGAUCGAGAGGACCAACUUCGUGGACUUCAUCGAGAAGGAGAAGGAGACGAGCGGAGAGAAGACCAAUAACGGGAUUCAUUACCGGCUGCAGCUCCUGUACAGUAACGGCAUCAGAACAGAACAGGACUUUUAUGUUCGACUCAUAGACUCCAUGACUAAACAGGCAAUUGUUUAUGAAGGCCAAGACAAGAACCCAGAGAUGUGCAGAGUGCUGCUGACACACGAGAUCAUGUGCAGUCGGUGCUGUGACAAGAAGAGCUGCGGCAACCGUAAUGAGACACCCUCAGACCCUGUUAUCAUCGACAGAUUCUUCCUCAAGUUUUUCCUCAAGUGCAACCAGAACUGUCUAAAAAAUGCAGGAAACCCACGAGACAUGAGGAGGUUCCAGGUGGUCGUAUCGACUACGGUGAGCGUGGAGGGACAUGUUCUGUCAGUCUCCGACAACAUGUUCGUCCACAACAACUCCAAACAUGGCCGUCGGGCCCGCAGGCUCGACCCCGUGGAAGGAACGCCGUCCUACCUAGAACACGGAGCAGCACCCUGCAUCAAAGCCAUCAGUCCCAGCGAGGGCUGGACUACGGGGGGCGCCACAGUCAUCAUCAUAGGAGACAACUUCUUCGAUGGUCUCCAAGUCAUCUUCGGUACCAUGCUGGUUUGGAGCGAGUUGAUCACGCCGCACGCCAUCCGGGUGCAGACGCCUCCCAGACACAUCCCCGGGGUUGUCGAGGUCACUCUGUCUUACAAGUCCAAACAGUUCUGCAAAGGCACACCAGGAAGGUUCAUAUACACAGCACUGAAUGAGCCAACCAUCGACUACGGUUUCCAGAGGCUUCAGAAGGUCAUCCCUCGGCACCCUGGGGACCCAGAGAGGCUGCCAAAGGAAGUUAUUUUGAAGAGAGCAGCCGACCUGGUAGAAGCCCUUUAUGGUUUGCCCCACAAUAACCAAGAGAUCAUCCUGAAGCGUGCGGCAGACAUUGCAGAAGCUCUCUACAGUGUUCCACGAGGACACACCCAGCUCUCCGGCUCCACCCACGGCAGCAUGAUGGGGGUCAACUCCUUCACUGGGCAGCUGUCUGUCAACGUCUCGGAACCCCCGCAGGGCAAUCAGGGCUUCGUGCGCAGCAGCAGUAGUGUGUCUCCUCAUGGUUACGUGCCCAGCUCCACGCCUCAGCAGACCGGCUACACUUCAGUCACCAGCACCAUGAACGGCUACGCUAACAACACCGGCAUGACCAACCUGGGAGGCUCGCCCACUUUCCUCAACGGCUCUGCAGCCAACUCGCCUUAUGCUAUUGUCCCCUCCAGUCCCACUAUGGCCUCCUCCACCUCUCUCCCCUCCAACUGCUCCUCCUCCUCUGGCGUCUUCUCCUUCUCUCCGGCCAACAUGGUGUCGGCGGCCGUUAAGCAGAAGUCCGCCUUCGCUCCAGUGGUCAGGCCCUCCUCCUCCCCUCCACCCUCCUGUACCAGCGCCAAUGGCAACGGGCUCCAAGAUCAAACAUUUGUGGACUCUAGCAAGUACUCAACAGCCAGCUCUCUACAAGGCCUGGCCUUCACCUGAACAAUCCCAGGAAUGAUCGUCCCACCCAUGUAAAGGUGUGAGUGCAUGACUGUGCGUGUGUUUGUGUGUGAGACUGUGUGUGAGAUGAACCAAGCACACUCACACCGAUCCCGGCGGAGGAUUUCGGUGCGAGUCAGACUCCGGUCGGGGAUGGAAGCAGCUGUCCCGAUCUGAAGGAACAAACCCAACUCAGGCCCUUUCUAACACAAAAACAACUACGAGAAAAACAGACGAAGAACAAAAAAAAGACAAAGACUGUUUGCGAGGAAAUAAGUUGUUUAGACUUUGUACACCUUGAUGCUUUUAUAGGAGAACGGCCACGCCUACAUUUUGACUCUCCACGGACACAGGAGGUGUAUUUAUUUUGGAGAGAAUCCACUUCUUCCCUUGAGUGAUUUUUCUUUUUGUGCAACAGUUAACGUGUGAUAAUCAUCCUCUAACUGUAUCUCACAUGAGGGAUUUUCUAUUUAUGAAGUUUGGUCAUUAAUGAAGGAUUAUAAUGUGAAGAAUACCUGACGAUGAUGGUGAUGAUGAUGAAGAGGCAGCGGGAUUCACGUAGGGUCGAAUCCAGCCGACACAGACAAGCCAAGCCAGACACACACUUUCACUUCUCAUUGCCAAAUCCACACCACCGUCACUCUUUCUGCACAGACACUCAGACAGCGAGGUCUUCCUCUGCAUUUAAUCGAUCAGAUGAAGGAUUGAGAUGCUGCAGUUUUAGCCAGUCGCCAUGUUUGCUUUGAGCUCGCUUCACAUACAUUUGCACCGCUGCUCCAGUGUGCUACAUUUUCUAGAAGGAGAAAAUCUUUCAAGUGCAGAGAGAAACAAAAUUCAGUCAUCUAACAAACCAAGAAGACACAUAUUUCCACCGUGCAAGAUUCAAGAAAUGAGACUUGCUGCAGUUCAGAUUCAGGACAGAUUUGAGGAGCUGACUGUAAAAGGGCCAUAAUGAGUGUGUGAUCACUGGGUGCCAACAGCAGCUUCACUGUUGAAGAUUUGACCCAACAACUCUGCCACUGAGUCCGUCCCUCGACCCUGUUACCAAACAAUCUGUUACAAAGUCAGACACCGCCACAGCAACCUCUAUAAGAGGGGGAACAUGUCUUAAAGACUGCUGCCAUUUUGAGUUUGAUUUUGUUGUGUGAGGGUUGCCUUCUCAAAUGUUUGUCUUAAUACAUAAAUUCUUAUUUCUGUUUGGUUUUUCUUUUGGUUUGCUGUGUUCUUUAUAUUCUUCCUGCCAUCAGCCAGCCAAUCAGAUUGUGUUUCUUUUGAUACCUGCCCACUUAUCUGGUGUGAUGGACAACUUGAGUGAGAAAAUGAUCCAAUGGUGUGUCUUAAAUGCUGCGCUGCAAAGAAUGUCAUUAUAUGUAUAACUGAGUCUUAAAAUUUUUUGUGAAAACAUCUUCCACUGCGGUUUCAAAUCUGCCCAUGAAUUCAGUUCAAUUUUUUAUUUUGUUUACAGUACAACUGUAUAUAAUUGAACACCAUUGCAGCAUUAUUGCAUCCCAUCUUGCACUUGUUUUCUUGAGAAGUAAAAAUUUCCUAAAGAAAGACUUUUUUUUUGCAGCGCAGGAUAAUUAGCCAGCGACAUGUCUUAAAUACCCGGUGUGCAACAAUGAAAGAAGUAGCUGAUGAUUUGUUGUCACUGUUCCCUCAACCAUGCAGUGUGUGUGCUUCAAAAGUCUUACUUAAUUUAUGAUUGUGUUAGUUUUGCCAAAGCCCUUAUUUGAGACAUUAAGGCCUAAACAGUCGCAUGCCACGGCUUCUACGCUAGUUUUCUUUUCUUGUCAUACACAGUCAGAAAUGCCAUACAUCAGAACAACUGUCUUUUUCACACCUGCCAAAGGUACAGUUCAUAAAUGCGUCUUAGUUUUUCGUUUAGGUUGAUGACAUUUGCCACCAAUAGAAACUAUGUAAAAGUAAAUUUGGAUUCUUAACUGGACACAGAGCCUUAUUAGCAUCAUGUGCAGAUGAAGUAAAUCCCACCUCUUUGAUAAACAAGAAUCAGUUGCCUGUGAAGAUCUGGCCCAUAGACUGUUUAUAAAGAUGGCUGCCAUGUCCUACCACUGUACAAAAAUCAAGUCAAAAUAUCCCAGAUACAGCCGCCACCAUCUUGCUCUGGUGACAUAAUUUGGAGCCCAGGUCCAUGCAGUAGUGAUCCCCGCGGUAUUGAGUUCCCGCUGGUACACCGACUCGACCGAUCGCAAGCAGCAAAAUUAUGAUGUCAUACCCCCACUUUAUAGCAUCAAAUGAUUAAUUAGAACCAAACUUACAUACUAUACUACCACUUUUUUCAUGAUUUAUGACAACAUACUAAACUAUGACCUUUUUCCGUGAUUUUUGACGAUGUACUACACGUGACUUUUUUUCGUGAUUUUGGAGGACAUACUGUACUAUAAUGUUUUUUGUGAUUUUUGACAAAAUACUAAACUAUGAUGUUUAUUCGAGAUUUUUGAUGACAUACUAAACUAUGAUGGUUUUUUUUUAGAUUUUUGAUGAAUUACUUAACAAUGGCCUUUUUUUUGCAAUUUUUGACGACAUACUAAACUAUGACGUUUUUUUGUGAUUUCUGACGACAUACCAUACUAUGAUCAAGAAAAUUAAAACUUGAACAUACGCCAGCGAGAUAAGAACCAACCCUAAAUGACAGAAACCAUCUUUGGCAAAAAUUUAUUUGAUGUGUACCUAUCUUUAAAUUUGGCUCAUGUCCGUUAACACAAAGGGGAGGGGUUUACAUACUGCAGCCAGCCACCAGGGGACGAUUGAUAUGUUUUUCCGUCACUUUUGGGAAGCUGUCAUGCUGUCCAUCUUUAUUAUACAGUUUAUGGUCUUAGAUGGUAAGGCUCAAUCAAAAAAAGGAGGAAAAUAUUGAAUGUCCGUCAGUUUUUGAAUCUGAACCAAAUGAGUGAAAGCCACCUCCUCGGGAAUAAAAUUUGGGUGAACUCUAAGGGACGUUUUCAAGAAUUUGAAAAAUGACACAAAAUAUUUCUACAAAAAGAAUCCCUGAAAACUCACCUUCUUAAAGACGCGUUCCUUGCUUUGCCUCUCAUGUCUACGGAUUUGAACGUUAAGACAUCUUAUUUGUUUUUGUAUAAUUUUGUAUCUGUUUAUUAAGAGCCAUACUUCCACUGCUAAUUUCAAUCAAACUAAAAUAAGCCAUGGUUUUUUGUUUUUUUUUUCAUUUGUAAGUCAAGUGCGCAGGAGGAUAUUUUUCAUUCUGUCACAAUGUUGUUUGUAUCAUUAUUGUUAAAGGUUGCAUAAUUUAGUUGUGUUAAUAGGUGUAGAGUUCAUAAAUAUGUCAUUAUGAUUAUCUGUGUUUGUCUUCCAUGUGAUGGAUUUGAAGAUGGAACAGAGCUGCUUAAUGAAGGCUUUCUCCUGCAGCCACUUCUCCUCUCUUUGCUCUCUUUCCCUCCUCCUCCAUGUUUUGAUUGUGCUUUUAAUACUCUGUAUGUUUGCUCUCUUUUUUUCCUUCCCCUCACAAAAAUGAGCCACCUAUUUAUUUUAUCUCAAAUAUGGGUCUGCAGACCACUUUUCUGUUUGUGUCUACAUGUGAGAGUGCCUGUGACUGUGUGUGUGUGUGUGUGUGUGUCAUCAUUUUUCUCUGAAAGAAAAAUGUGAUGUUUUAAAGCUAAGGGAUGUUUUUUAUAGUACAUAUAUAAAUACCUGUACAGGAAGGAGUACAUAGAGGGUUUGGUUAAAAGAAGUAUGAUCUGAAGCACUUGUCCGACAACAUCGACAUUUAUCAUGGCUUGUCUGCGUUCAGGCUCACAGUGGUGGUCGUCAUUCAUACACACAUUAUCAGCAGUGUCAGUGCGGAGGGGAAGAGUACAGAGGAAACUACUGUAAAGAUGAUGAUGUUGAUUCUUUUUUUUAUUUUAAACUUUGAAGUGUAAAAUAACUUUUUGACUCUCACUAUAUUUAAUUAAAGUUCUUUCUUCU
Epinephelus moara (kelp grouper) is the source of this 6365-nucleotide messenger RNA. Its product is annotated as transcription factor COE1-A-like. The transcript has 17 exons. Bases 624 to 2426 code for a protein of 600 amino acids. Gene Ontology annotation, biological process: regulation of transcription by RNA polymerase II. NCBI's taxonomy places the organism in Eukaryota, Metazoa, Chordata, Actinopteri, Perciformes, Serranidae. Gene Ontology annotation, molecular function: RNA polymerase II cis-regulatory region sequence-specific DNA binding; DNA-binding transcription factor activity, RNA polymerase II-specific. The record is from RefSeq and is a predicted model, not a curated record.